CCAGCGGUGGGCAGUAGCGACAGCGACUGGCACCUCACCAGCGGCGAGCUGCGGCUAGGAUAACACCUGCUGCCGUGUCCCACAGACCCGCGGCCAGCUGCCAGAGGCGCUUCUCCCGAUACUCACCGUCCAGCAACAUCAGUGAAGGAGUGGUCGUCAAGAACAGGAGUGUGAUGCGUUAACUCAUCUAACCAGAAGUUUCAAACUGACAGUACAAACUGGAUAGCUUAAAUAUCGAGAAAGAAAAGGUCUAAGUGCACAUGUUCUACUAACAACAAAGAGCAGCGUGUUUGCCUGGUGAAUAUAUCAUACAAAUCGUUUGGACUGCCGUGUGGUAAUUCAGUAGUCAUUUCAAAUGUUUGAGCCAUUAUUACAUUAAUUUUUAGGAUGAAACGCCGAGACGCCUGUGAAGAAAUAAUAGCUAGCAAAACCAACAAAUAAUCAUCCAGUUGUAAGUGAAAGUCGCAGCAGUAUAGCUUCACCGCAUUCAGAUUCCUUAGCGUUUCUGAAGCUUCAGAAAAUUUCACUCAACUGACAGCUUAAACUCACUGUUGCAAGUACAUUUUCGAAAUGACUGUACUUCCGUAGUAAUCGGUCUUUGUUUCAAACAGAAGGAAUUUAGAAACAAAGGAUGAAUUACUAGUAUACGCACGUAUCUUAACAUUUUUCCCUGACGUACUUGAUCAUCGACUCCAAUCGCUAUUCCAAAAUUUAUAGCAUGCAGGCGUAAAAGAAAAAAUUACGAUAAACAAAAACGAGCUGUAAUGUUCCACAGAUACAGCGCCUAAUUAGUUUCCUUGCAAAUCGUGAUAGGCGCUUUUCCGGAAAGCAGACCGAGGACGUCUUCCCAGCACUCCACCACUUCAGCUACAGCAUAUCAGCAUGCCGAACGGAGAGUUGGCUAAAAUGACGCCGGACAUCACCGUAAUACACUGCGCGCCGGACGUCGCCAACGGAAAGACACCGCCACCAAUGGGCGAGAAAACUCCUGUCGAACCGUGUUGCCUGGCCGCCGUCAAGGGCGUGAUGGCGGCGUUCCGGCGGCACCCCGAGACGGGCUCGGUGUUCGGCAAGCUGUCGGCGCGCCGCAUGCUGGUCGUGUUCUGCGCCGAGCUGCUGGGCACCGCGCUGCUCAUGUUCGUGGGCUGCAUGGGCGGCGUCUACGGACUCGACGGCACCUCCCAGAAGCCGCCCGGCCUGCAGGGCCCGCUCGUCUUCGGCAUGACCGUUGCCACAGUCAUACAGAUCGUGGGCCACAUAUCGGUGGCGCACCUGAACCCUUCGGUGACGCUGUGUGCGGUGCUGCGCGGCGACUUGAACGUGGCGGCCGCCCUGGUGUACCUGGUGGCUGAGGGCGUGGGCGCCGUUCUGGGCUUCGGCCUGCUGCUGGUGGCGACGCCGGCCAGCGUGGUGUGCGAGUGCACCACAGUCCCCGCGGCGCCGCUGACGCCCCUGCAGGCGCUGCUGGUGGAGGCCGUCGCCACGGCCGUGCUGGUGCUGCUCUGCAUGGGCCUCUGGGAUGGCCGCAACAGCCGCAACACCGACUCCUCGCCGCUCAAGUUCGGCUUCUACAUCACCAUCAUCUCACUCGCUGCGGGCCCUUACACGGGAGCCAGCAUGAACCCAGUGAGGACACUGGCUCCAGCGCUCUGGAAGAACGUCUGGACGGACCACUGGAUCUACUGGGUGGGUCCCCUGUCGGGUUCGGCGGUGGCGACCCUGCUGUACCAGCUGGUGUUCGAGGAGCGGCCAUCCGAGGUGGCCUCCAAAAAUAGCGACAACAGCGUUGGCUGCUGCGCCGGAGGUAGCACAGACGCUGACGACUCUGUGGUGACUGAGAGCCACAGGUUCUAGCAGCGGACGCGCCUCUUCACUGUUCUCAGACCAGACUUGGGAGCAUCUGCGUUGGCUCCUCAGCGAUCACGAACUUUACAGAACCUGCAAGCCCUUAGUCUGUUCUUUCCUCACUGUGCAGGGGUCGAUGAGGGCUGAAAAGCCAAGAACGUAACCUCGAGGAAAGCGAGAUCAUCGUACCUGAAAUCCCAAGGGCCUUGUGAAAGACAGAAUUCAUAUACUGCAGAAACUCGUCGCAAAUGGAUACUUCAUGGCAAUGGAUCACUCAGACAGUGCUUCCUCUCAGUGGUCAAUCCUGCCCUCUCAAUGUGCCAAUGGCUGCUCUCUAAGCUCAACAGAGCUCUAAGAAUACAGGAAAUUAUUGAAAUGUUUUUAUUGCCUAUGCAUUUCAAAUCAUGCUUGACUUGUUAGUAUUAAGAGCUUCAAGGCUCAAGACCGAUAUCCACUGUGCCGUUAAUGUGAGAUACGAGAUAAAAUACUUGCAAAUAUUAGAUAAUUAAGCUUUGGCUUAUGUUUUUAGGGCUUUAAACUUAAUCUAAUUGUUUGAACUUAUUUACUUUUGUUUUCCAACGACGUACUCCGCAGUUGAGUGUGCACCGUUUUGAAAUUUCCUGGCAGAUUUAAACUGUGUACGAGAGUAAGACUCUAAACCGAAACCUUAUCUCUUGUGAGCAAUGCUGUUACUGACUGAACUAAACAGCCACUGCUCCAUCUCGUGAGUCAUAUCUGUAUAACUUAGUCGGUGAAGGUAUUGCCAACUAAAGGCAAGUUUCCGGGCCCUACAUGUACUUCUACACCUUUACUCCGCAAACAAUCUUACAGUGUGUGACGAAGAGUACUUUGUGUAUCUCAGUCAAUAUCCUCCUUUCUGUUACAGUCACGAAUGAUACGCGGGAAAAUCGGUUGUUGGUAAGCCUCCGUGUGCGCUCGGAUCUCUCUAAUUUUGCCUUCACGAUCAUUUCGCGUGAUAAAGGCAGGUGGAAGCAAUAUGUUCAUUGACUGCUUUAGUUACGUAUGCUGUCGGAAUUUUAACUGUAAACCAUAUCUUGCUGCACACUGCCUCUCUUGUAACGUUUGUCGCUCAGUUGGAUGAGCGUCACCAUUCCUAAAUGUACGUUUAACGGUAAGUCGCUGCUCACCUUUGAGUUUUCUCUGUUUCCUCCAUCGAUUCUCCUAUUUGCCAAGAGUUAACAGACUGAGAAGCAAUAUUCAAGUAUCAGUCGAACUAGGGGUUCGUAAGCUGCCUCCUUUGUUGUAGACUACACUUCUUGAGAAUUCUUUCAAUGAAUCGAGACCUGGUCCGACACACAGUUUGAAUCUACCACGAAGUUUCGAAGUAGGAAUACUGUUUGAGCUCGAGUGUUUUAUUGACAUGGAUCAUGGAUGAUUUCCAUUGAGACUUCUAGUGUGAUUCAGUUGAUCA
This is a messenger RNA of Schistocerca nitens (vagrant locust), 3277 nucleotides long. RefSeq names its product aquaporin AQPAe.a-like. The coding region runs from base 883 to 1854 and encodes 323 amino acids. The transcript is spliced from 7 exons. Gene Ontology annotation, molecular function: water channel activity. Gene Ontology annotation, cellular component: plasma membrane. NCBI's taxonomy places the organism in Eukaryota, Metazoa, Arthropoda, Insecta, Orthoptera, Acrididae. The record is from RefSeq and is a predicted model, not a curated record. Gene Ontology annotation, biological process: transmembrane transport.